ACACCGCCGUCCGAUAACUUCACAGGCGAACACACACACCUUUGUGCAUCCUGAUGGGAGUUACUCAAGGCCCUUCUUCAUAAUCGAGGUGAAUGUAGUGAGGAGUAAACAAGACUGACUCAACUAUAUCGUGUGAUAAGCGCUGUGCGGUAGCGCAGUAUUCACUCCAGACACUCAUGAGAAGCAUGGAGGACAUCACUCCACCAUUUCUAAACAACAAAAAAAGCCUGACCUUGUUUGGCCACUGAAUCCAGCAUGGAGACAGACACCGGCAUCAUCCACUGCAAACUCUGCCUGACCGACUGCCCUGAACUGGACACUAGCACACUUCAGUCUUGUAACUGCGUUUUCUGUGUGCAGUGUUUAAGGCAGUAUGUGCAGCUGGCUAUUCAGGGCGGUGCUGGAAGUGCCAUUACCUGCCCCGACCCGGCCUGCAAGAACACUAGAACUCUUCUGGAUUCAGAGAUUGCCUCCUUUGCUACCAGUGAUCAGGUCGAGCUUUAUCAGCGGCUUCGAUUUGAAAGAGGAGUUCAGCUGGACCCCAGUAAGGCCUGGUGCCCCGUGCUGGACUGUCAGGCCGUGUGCAGUGUGACUCCUGGUACUGAAGGCAUACCCGCUCCUGUGCCCUGCCCGGCGUGCCACGCUGUGUUCUGCUGUGGCUGUAGAGGCCUCUGGGAGGACGGGCACUCCUGCUCACAGUAUCAGCCACUGAUGACCCUAUCAACAGACAGUGAACUGACCAGCAAUGACACUGAUGCGACGAUUAAACAGUGUCCCAUGUGUGGCGUCUACAUAGAACGCAAUCAGGGCUGUGCUCAAAUGCUGUGCAAGAGCUGUAAACACACGUUCUGCUGGUACUGCCUACAGAAUUUGGACGGCGAUAUAUUCCUAAGACAUUACGAUAAAGGACCAUGCCGAAACAAGCUGGGACACUCCAGAGCUUCCGUCAUGUGGAACAGGACACAGGUUGUAGGUAUACUGGUGGGCGUCAGCAUCAUCGUACUAGUGACAUCACCACUGCUGCUGCUGGCCUCUCCCUGCAUCCUGUGCUGUGUGUGCAAACCCUGCCAAGCCAAGAAGACCAAGAAAAAGAAGAAAGACAAGAAGCCAUCAGAUUCCACCACAUAGGACAGUUAACACUAACACAUAAGUGUAAACACAUAUGUAGCGCCCUCCAUUUGCCAAACACCAGUCUCUCUAGCCAGGUGCACAAGUGCAUCAUUUUCAGUGCCUGGGAUUCAGUGGGUUUAUUUUGUCUUGAGGUGCAUUAUGGGGAAAAAAAAUCCUGUUGCUUAUUGAAAGGAAUUGCUCCUUUCAUCACUAAGCCAAAACAUUUGUUUGUGUCUUCUAUAGAGGUAAAAAAAAAAAAUGGACUGUAGCAAUCUGCUUCAAACUAAUUGUUUCCAUAUAUAGUUGUUCCAGACCAAAGGCCCUAUUUUCACCUGUGUACUAUAAAGUGUAAAUACUGUAUUUAUGAGUCUGGAUGCUAUCCUUUGUUCUUUUUACAUUUUCUGCAUAAGAUAUUUUAUAAAACUUAACUACAAUAAACUAAACACCUGAAACUUCGCAAUGAAAAGUGUUUGACCUGUUUGUCCUUUAUUCUAAUGUAAUUGUGUCAGAAAACGAAGUAUACGUUUGCAUUGUUGCGCUCAUGCUUGUAUUCAACAAUAGACAUAUUUGGUUUAUUUCUCUUUUUCUUUUUUUGUUCUUUCUUUUGCCCCAACAUUUUUCAUAUACAUUUAGAUUUUUGGAUUGUACAAAGUGCAGUUGAGUCACUCCUUAGUAAUCUAAUUGUAUUCUUUUUUUGAGGGCAAAUUAAACUCUUAAAGGAUGGUU
This is a messenger RNA of Xyrauchen texanus (razorback sucker), 1836 nucleotides long. Its product is annotated as E3 ubiquitin-protein ligase RNF144B-like. The transcript has 8 exons. The record is from RefSeq and is a predicted model, not a curated record. Gene Ontology annotation, molecular function: ubiquitin protein ligase activity; ubiquitin conjugating enzyme binding; zinc ion binding. NCBI's taxonomy places the organism in Eukaryota, Metazoa, Chordata, Actinopteri, Cypriniformes, Catostomidae. The coding region runs from base 256 to 1128 and encodes 290 amino acids. Gene Ontology annotation, biological process: ubiquitin-dependent protein catabolic process; protein polyubiquitination; positive regulation of proteasomal ubiquitin-dependent protein catabolic process. Gene Ontology annotation, cellular component: ubiquitin ligase complex; cytoplasm; mitochondrial membrane.